Molecule: messenger RNA, 1177 nt
Organism: Mesoplodon densirostris (Blainville's beaked whale)
Lineage: Eukaryota; Metazoa; Chordata; Mammalia; Artiodactyla; Ziphiidae
Gene: DNAAF19
Product: coiled-coil domain containing 103
Exons: 4
Coding region: 86-790 (234 amino acids)
Biological process (GO): determination of left/right symmetry; inner dynein arm assembly; epithelial cilium movement involved in extracellular fluid movement
Cellular component (GO): outer dynein arm
Source: RefSeq, a predicted model, not a curated record
GCUGAGCAGACUUGGUCUGGCGGUAACUGGGGAUCCCCAAAGAAAGGAAACCAGGGCCCUGGCUGCUGGGGUGAAGGCACAGGCCAUGAAAAGGAAUGACAUCAUUGACUUCAAGGCUCUGGAGAAAGAGCUGCAGGCUGCACUAACUGCUGAUGAGAAGUACAAACGGGAAAAUGCUGCCAAGUUACGGGCCGUGGAACAGAGGGUGGCUUCCUAUGAGGAGUUCAGGGGUAUUGUCCUUGCAUCACAUCUGAAGCCACUGGAGCAGAAGGACAAGAUAGGAGGAAAGAGGACUGUGCCCUGGAACUGUCACACUAUUCAGGGAAGGCCCUCCCAGGAUGAAACCACUGAAAUCUCCCCGGAGAAAACGCUCCUCCAGCCCGAGACCUCGGCUGAGUUCUACCGUGAUUGGCGGCGAUACUUGCGGAGUGGGCCAGAGCGCUACGAGGCCCUGCUGCAGCUCGGGGGCCCAAAGCUGGGCCGCCUCUUCCAGAUGGAUGUGGGGUUUGGACUUCUAGGGGAGAUGCUGAUGGCACUGGCUGAUCACGUGAGGCCAGCUGACUGGUGGGUGGUGCUGGGGAUCCUGCGCAGCCUGGCCAGCACUGGCCGCUUCACCCUGAACCUGAGCCUGAUGAGCCAUGCGGAGAGAGAGAGCUGCAGAUCCUUGUUUCAGAAGCUGCAGGCCAUGGGCACCCCCAGCCUGGAGGGGCGGGGUCUGGGGGAGCAGCCUAGUGGGCUUCAGGAGAAGGAGAGUCUGCAAGAGCUGCUAAGGCUGUACCAUGUGGACUGAUGGGACCAGUUACCUUCAGAGGCCCCCAGUGGUCACUGGAGGCAUUUUUUCGUUGUCUCGAGGGCUCUGCAAGACUGUAGUGAGAAGCCCACACCUAAGUCCCUUCUGGUCUUGGAAUUUUCACAACAAAAGCAGUAACUGAAUUUUCCCUUUUCCUCCAGCCUUUUGGGGGCUCCAUAUUCUGAACUGUGUAGAUCCACCGGAUGGUCAAGGGCCCAAGAAGUUGAAAGACUUGUGCUUCCCACCUUUAGAGUCUGCCUGUCUGCUAGCCCAUGGCCCUGAGAGAUGGGUGAGCACCCAACCAAAUACUGGUACCACCAGUUAUAGCCUCCACUCAAAAAAAAGAAAAAGCAAAAUUGUUAAUCUUCCAUGAUAAAUUAAUAUUGA